AUGGCCCCCAAGACGACGACAACCAAGGCCUCGACGGCUGGCCCGUCCCCGACCUCGACCGCGACUUCUCCGAAAGCAGCGGCGGCAGCAGCGGCUGCUGCUGAUGGUAUCCCCGCCGCGACGGUUGAGGAGAACGUGGCCGAACUCCAGGGUCUCGCAUCGCAGGCACGGCAGGAUGGGAAGUGGACGGGAGAGACGGUGGUGCUGUACCUGCGGUGCGCGUCACUCCUGACCAUGCUGGGCGUCUUCUCGACGCUGUCACAGCUGGCCCUGUCGCCCGUGUACGGGUCCAUGGCGGCGUCGGUGCAUCACCCGCGCGUCGUCAACGCCGCGUGCUUCGUCGGCUGGUCGACCAACGUGUUCCUGCGGCGCACGCUGCGCCGCUUCAGACUGCCCUCGACGACGCAGAUGCUCCCCAUCGUCGCGGCGUACACGCCCGCGGUGCAGGCGGUGCUGUACGGCUUCAGCGGCACGCUGGGUGCGGCGUACGGGCCCGUCGUCAGCGAGGUCCUGACCCUGUUCCCGCUGACGGUCCUGACGGCCUCGUCUGCCGCCGACCUGCUCGAGGGCCCGCUGCGUCUGGAGCCCGGACGCAUGCAGUGGCUCACCGACGCCACCCCCGGCAUCGUCUCGUGGCUGCUCGUGCAUGUCGUCGAGGGCGUCGCGGCCGAGUGGGUGCCCCGGUAUCUCGGCGCGUCCGUCGUGCUCUCCCGCGUCUCGCUCGAGUUCCUGGCUGCCGCCGUCUACGCCGUCCUGUUCCCCUCGGUCUGGCUGGUCCUCGUCCUCCCCGCUGCCGUGCACACCGCCGUCGUCAACCCGCACCUCAUGACCUCGGCCGCCACCGCCUCCCUCAAUUCGACCCUGAUCGCAGACGGAUGGGCCCUGAUCGACCGCAGGGAGUCGCUGACGGGCUACGUCUCGGUGCUCGAGAGCCUCCAGAGAGGGUUCCGCGUCAUGCGCUGCGAUCACAGCCUGCUCGGCGGGCAGUGGAUCAUGCCCGGUGCCGUCCACGUCGCCGAGCCCAUCUAUGCUGUCUUUGCUAUGCUCGAGGCCGUCAGGCUCGUCGAGUCGUCCGCCAGACUGGCUGACGAGGAUGCCAGUGCUCUCGUCGUUGGCCUCGGGAUCGGAACGACGCCUUCGGCCCUGGUGGCCCACGGUAUCGACACCACCGUCGUCGAGAUCGACCCCGUCGUCUACGAGUUUGCCUCGCGGUACUUUGAUCUGCGGGAGAACAAUGCGGUCGUGCUCUCCGACGCUGUCGGCUACACGGCCGGCCUCGUCGAGGUCGGCAAGAAGUUUGACUACAUCGUCCACGACGUCUUUACUGGAGGCGCCGAGCCCGCCGACCUGUUCACCCUCGAAUUCCUCCAGGGCCUGAGUGAUCUGCUCAACCCCGACGGAGUCAUUGCCAUCGUGAGUAUGCUACCGAAGACCGUGCGUGAACACGCGCAUGCCAUGCCACGCCGACAGCUGACAAGAGACGGUGAAAAGAACUAUGCAGGAGACCUGAGCCUCCCGACCCCCCGGAUCAUCGUCCGCACCAUCACCCGCGUCUUCCCGACCUGCCGCAUCUUCCGGGAGAGCCCCGCAGAGGAGGGCCUGGCCGCGGGCGACACCGACUUCACAAACAUGGUCAUCUUCUGUACGAAGACGGCGACCGACGGAGAGCUGCGCUUCCGCCGCGCCACAGAGGCGGACUACCUGGAGAGCCACUCGCGCAGGAUGUUCCUCGAGCCGCAGCACGAAGUGCGCCUGCUCGACUUCCUCGCGGACAGGGGUGACGAGGGCGACGCCAACGCCGGUGUCCGCAAGGGAAAGAAGGGCAAGAAGGCUGAGGGCGCUGGCAUCUUGCGACGCGGGGAGACGGAGAAGAUUGCCAAGUGGAAUACCGCCUCGGCGAUUGGGCACUGGGCCAUCAUGCGGACCGUGCUACCUGAUCAGGUGUGGGAGCUCUGGUGA
This is a messenger RNA of Geosmithia morbida, 1959 nucleotides long. RefSeq names its product Spermidine synthase. The coding region runs from base 1 to 1959 and encodes 652 amino acids. The record is from RefSeq and is a predicted model, not a curated record. The transcript has 2 exons. NCBI's taxonomy places the organism in Eukaryota, Fungi, Ascomycota, Sordariomycetes, Hypocreales, Bionectriaceae.